CUAAGGUUCUAACAGCGCCAACAGCAACAAAACAGUUCCAAAACAGUUCAUCUAUCGAAGGAUUCUGCAGCUCAACAUGCGCUACGCUCUGCUCGUCGUAUUCCUGUGCGCUCUCAUGUUCGCCAUCGCCUCGGCUGGUUUGCUGGGUGGCGGCGGCGGCGGUGGGGGCUACGGUGGUGGCGGUGGACACGGCGGUGGUGGCGGCGGCGGUAAAGGCGGCUGGCAGAAGAAUGGUGGAGGCGGCGGCGGUGGCUGGCAAAAGAGCGGAGGAGGCGGCGGCGGUCAGGGUGGAUACGGCGGUGGUGGCGGCGGCAAGUCCCUGGCCGGCAAUCGGGGCAGCUCGGUGUCCUGGCAAGGUGGUAACGGAGGAGGUGGCAAACACGGCGGAGGCGGCGGUGGUGGCGGCUAUGGAGGCGGUGGCAAGCACGGCGGUGGCGGUGGAGGUGGUGGCAAGCACGGCGGUGGUGGCUGGUAAACCACACUCCAGAGCCACAGCAACGAGAACUCCAAGACGAAACGAAAUGUAAAUACUCCGGCUGCUCCCUCGGCUGACAUGUGUUCUACGGCGUCUAGACAUAGAGCUAGAGGCAAUUCCCACAAGUGCUAUGACUAACGUUUUUUUUUUUUGCUACCUACCUAGUUGUACCCAAAGUUUCUCAAUCCUCUCCCAUACUUUAUGUUUAUAUGUACUAAUAAAGAAAUGUUCAUUUUGCUAAAA
Molecule: messenger RNA, 718 nt
Organism: Drosophila arizonae
Lineage: Eukaryota; Metazoa; Arthropoda; Insecta; Diptera; Drosophilidae
Source: RefSeq, a predicted model, not a curated record